Branchiostoma floridae (Florida lancelet) is the source of this 1095-nucleotide messenger RNA. Its product is annotated as metabotropic glutamate receptor 7-like. The transcript is spliced from 9 exons. The record is from RefSeq and is a predicted model, not a curated record. Lineage: Eukaryota; Metazoa; Chordata; Leptocardii; Amphioxiformes; Branchiostomatidae. Gene Ontology annotation, biological process: regulation of synaptic transmission, glutamatergic; G protein-coupled glutamate receptor signaling pathway. The coding region runs from base 1 to 1095 and encodes 364 amino acids. Gene Ontology annotation, molecular function: adenylate cyclase inhibiting G protein-coupled glutamate receptor activity. Gene Ontology annotation, cellular component: membrane.
AUGUUCUCCACCAACCUCUGCUUGGAGAGUAUGGUGGGCCCGAGCCUGAGCCAGUCAGCCGUCUCGGCGUCCGAGGUCCUCACCCCCGUACAGGUUCCCGUUAUCAGUCCGACUGCCACCAGUAUAGAACUGGACGAUAAGGAGAAAUUCCCUUACUUCAUGAGGACAGCAUCCUCGGACAAGAGCCAAGCACAGGCUAUGGUGGAACUGUUGGUAGUUCUCGGCUGGACGUAUGUGUCAACGGUGGCGUCAGCGGACAGCUAUGGGCGGAUGGGCAUCGCAGAGUUCACUCGUGCGGCAAAGGAUGCCAGCAUCUGUGUGGCGGUGUCCGUAGAAGUGUCCAACACGGCCCGCGGGGCGGCGUACUUCGGCCCGAUCCUCAACCAGCUCCUCACCAAGGCCGAGGACGGGGCGGUCGGCGUGGUGGCCUUCCUACACGACUUCAACUUCCAGCGGAUCAUGGAGGUGGCCGUGGCGGAGGGAGACCGUGCUAAGGUACUGACAUGGAUUGUGUCUGAAGGCGUGGGUCCGGACCAGACCGUGGUGCAGGGGUACGGAUCUCACGCCCGUGGUAUGGUCACAGUCCGGCCGUCCUUCUCUGUCAUACAGGAGUUUCAACAACACAUGGAGACUCAACACGCUGUCAAUCGCCGAGGAAUCAACCCCUGGUUCCCAGAGUACUACAUGGAACUGCUUCAGUGUAGGAUUAACCACAGGUCCAUCGACUACACAGCCAGAAAAUAUGUCAGGUUUGCCGCCCUGCCAGAAUGCGACUCUCUGAUCAUGUCGAGCGGCUUCAACCAGACGUUCGUGGCCAGUAAGACCAUCGACGCCGUCUACGCCUUCGCGUACGCGAUGAGGGCGGCACAGGCGGAUCUCUGCGGGCCCAACCCGUCUGGGCUGUGCGAUGAGAUGCGCAGGAUGACACAGGAGGAGUUUUUCCGGUACCUGCAGGACGUGUAUUUCACGGGACUUGGCGGAAACACUGUCCGGUUUGACGAGACCGGAAAUGUGGAGGCGGCGUACGAUCUCUUCAACUAUGUGGACACGGACAACGAUGGGGAAGGCGACACUUUCAACAGAGGACGUUUAUGA